Molecule: messenger RNA, 2374 nt
Organism: Danio rerio (zebrafish)
Lineage: Eukaryota; Metazoa; Chordata; Actinopteri; Cypriniformes; Danionidae
Source: RefSeq, a predicted model, not a curated record
AACCUUAGAAGUAGGUGAUAUCCGCUUCACGGAAGUUGACGUUGCUAACGACAGAGGCAUCUUUUCUGAUCUUUUCCCUCAUCAGAACUGGGAAUAAAACUUCAACAUCCAGUAAGGUUUUCGGAGAGUUUGCAGCUGUAAUGUGGGACGUGUGUCAUGUUGACUCUGGGUCUCUGGACUGAUGGCAGCUCUAGCGGUGUUGCGUUAUGCCGGCAGCAGUCCUCUGCUCUGGGGUUGGGGGCCCAUUCUGUUUGGCCUGCUGGGGUCUGUGUUUGUCCUGCUGCUGCCUUUAGUGGGCAUCGAGGAGCAAUGCUGUGCCACGCUCAAGGGUCUUGCCCUUCUGCGCUGUCAGAUGUGGGGGGGCAUCCAGAGGCCUGUAGUUCACACCACCAGCCUGGCGGUUCCUUUCACAGCACUAGACCUCCUGCCACAAAAAGUCAAGCCCAGUAAAGAGACUCAGUUGGAGGCAAAAGCAGCUCUCCAGCAGGCUCUGGAGAUGAAGAAAAGUGGGAAAAGAGAGAAAGCCCACAAGCUGCUUGUCCAUGCGCUCAACAUGAAUCCAGAGUUUGUGGAAGCCCUCACCGAAUUAGGAACCAUCCUGGAGGAGGAAAAAGACGUCGUCCAAGCGGACCACCUCUACACUAAAGCCCUCGCCAUCUCGCCGUGCCACGAAAAGGCUCUGGUGAGCCGGGAUCGCACGCUUCCAUUAGUCGAAGAAAUUGAUCAGCGACACUUCGGGAUCAUCGAUGGGAAAGUGCGACGUCUCAUGUCCAUACCCAAAGGGAACUCUGCCCUGCGUCGGGUCAUGGAGGAAACCUACUAUCAUCAUAUUUACCACACCGUAGCCAUCGAAGGCAACACGCUCACUCUGUCUGAGAUCCGCCAUAUUAUUGAGACCAGAUACGCCGUGCCAGGAAAGAGUCUUCAGGAACAGAAUGAGGCAAUUGGAGUUGACGUUGCCAUGAAGUACAUCAACACCACCCUACUAUCCCGGGAUGGAGCAAUCACAGUAAACGACAUCCUAGAAAUACACCGACGGGUCCUAGGCUACGCUGAUCCCGUGGAAGCCGGCCGUUUUCGUGUUAACCAAGUGUUCGUGGGACAUCACAUCCCACCGCACCCACAGGACUUAGACAAACACAUGCAGGAGCUGGUGCAGUGGCUGAACUCCGAGGAAACGCUUCAUCUGCACCCGGUGGAGUUUGCCGCUCUGGCGCAUUAUAAACUUGUUUACGUUCAUCCGUUCGUGGAUGGGAACGGACGGACGUCACGAUUGCUGAUGAAUUUAAUACUAAUGCAAGCUAGUUAUCCUCCAAUCACCAUUCGGAAAGAGCAGAGGGCGGAGUAUUACGCGGCGCUUGAUACAGCCAAUGAGGGCGACGUUAGACCCUUUAUUCGAUUCAUCGCGAAAUGCACGGAAAUGACACUCGAUACGCUGUUGAUCGCCACUACUGAACAUGCGGUCGGGCUGCCUGGUGCCAGUAAUCACGCAUGCCCUGACUGUAAACAGACCAUUCCAGUGCACAGCUGAGAGAGAUGCAUGUUGGGAAAUGUAAUGCAGAUUUGCAUGUGUGUGGAAGCUGAAGUGCCAUUUGGAACACAUCAAGCUGUUAUAAAUCAGUGUCCAACUCCAACCUUGUACUUGUGAAUUGUGGAUUACUGGUGGAUCCAUUUUCAAGGUAUUUUAUUUGCCCAAGAAUGUAAAUUUGCUUAUCCUCAAGUGGUUAUAACAAUUUAUGAGCUGUUUUUUUCUGUUGAACACAAGAUAUUUGGAAGUAAAAUGUUUCGAAUUUCAUAGUAGCAAAAAAUACUAUGGCUAAGACAAGUCAAUGUUUAGCAGAUAUCAACAUUCAUCAUGAUAUAUUUUGAGUUUAACAGUAAAAACUAAGUAAAAUGGAGUAAAUGAUUUGACAAUUUACAUUCUUGGGUGAACUGUCCCUUUAAGUGUUUUAUGCAUUUAUAUUAGUUAAUCUGAAAGUCACAAUGUUGCCAUCAUUUACUCCCCCUCGUGACUUUCAGCACCCAGAUAUUUGUUGAACUUUUAAUGAAGAUGUUGACAAAUGAAGAAUAUUUCAUUGAAAAGUUCAUCUAAAAAGUUCUUAAAGAGAUCUAAAUCUCUAUAAAUUAAGUUUGAUCCACAUAUUCCAACAAGACACAGUCAGAUUUUAGCUUUUAUUGACUCAUAAACAUUAAUCAAAGCGAUGUUUACUGAGUUCAGAUAUGAUGGAAGAAUCUGUGAUGCUCGAUUGGUGUGUGAGAACCAAUGGGGUUUAUUAUUGUUUGUCACAUGGCAUUUUUGAGCUUCCACAAGAACCAAUGAGCUUCUGUGCAGUUUCACCCAUCAGUGUCAAGAUUAAAUCGCAUUCCAAUUCAA